CCAGUGCUUGCGGAAGCAGAGAGUGGAAUGUUGAUACAUUGUUGUUGUUUUGUAGUUAAUUUAGUUCAGAGAAACAUUUCGCUUCGGUUGCAGGACGCGUAUCACGAGCGAGCCGAGGUUCAACCUGUUGAUCAAAGGACACUUUUCGGAGAUUCUGCGCAUUCCCGACAGAAAUUCAGCGUUCACAAGACACAUUUUGAGGAUUUCUGACUAGCUGCUUGUAUGCAGGGCAUGACGACUCAUUUUAAAGCAAACAAACCUUUAAAGCUAAAGAAGGAGGCAGGUGAGAAUGCCCCGGCACUCAGCGACGACGAGCUGGUGGCCAUGUCGGUACGGGAGCUCAACCAGCACCUGCGCGGGUUGACAAAGGAUGACAUGGUCCGGCUGAAACAGCGCCGCCGCACACUGAAGAACCGCGGCUACGCGGCCAGCUGCCGCAUCAAGCGCGUCACGCAAAAAGAAGAGCUGGAACGGCAAAAAACAGAGCUGCAACAGGAAGUGGACAAGCUGGCCUGUGAGAACGCCAGCAUGCGGCUGGAGCUCGACGCGCUCCGGGCCAAGUACGAGGCCCUGCAGUGCUUUGCCCGGACUGUCACCCGCGGGCCUGGUAAGGUGGCCACCACCAGCGUCAUCACUAUUGUCAAGUCCGCCAAUCACAGCCCCAGCUCCGCCCCCUUCUCGGCACAUUCAUAGUGAUGAUGGACCCUGCCCGCCCGGCUCCUUCUGGUCCAACCUGGCUUUAUACCCAGACUGGCCUGUUGGCAGCUUAGUGGUCAGACUGAAGGGAGGGUGAAGGACUACCACAGGCUGCAUCUGUUUUGUUUCUUAUCUCUCUUUUUUACACUCUCACAGAACACACACUUAUAUACACACACAACAUACUCUAUAUUGUCUGUGCACUGUGCUAUAAACUCCCGGCACCGGCAUGGCACACCAGCCGCUCUUUCCGCUUCACAACAGGCUGAGACUUAGCAGAGAUGAACACUUGUUUAAGUGUGAGAUAGUACUUGAUUUAACCUGCCACGGCAGCACUUGUCCGACAGCUCCGAUGCCUGUGGCAUAUUGCAUUUAUAUCGGAAACUGAACUAAAUGUUGCAUCAGUUAAAAAAUCCCAAAUUAUCUCAAAUAGUUAGCACUGGUAGAAGACGACGUUACUUUAAAAUGUUAUCAGAUGUUGUAAAAGACCGGAGGGCGAUAAAACAGUCAGGUGUGAUUAACACAGUCCAAAGUUUAGUACGAUGAUACUUGUAUCAAGGGUAAAUCCUUAUCCUGAAGCGUUAUAUGUUACUGAUAAACGGGAGGAAAUGAACUAUUGGAAAAUGAGAUCGUCUUUUUUUAUUCAGCAUAGGAUUUUUUUUAUAUUACUGUUUUAUUACAGUAUAAUACUAUGAAGCAUUUGCAAAGCAGACUGACAUUGUAUGUAAAUAUUAUUGAUGGAAAUCGCAGACUAAGCGAGUCUUCGGAAAAGGGCACUUGAUGGUGUUUUUUGUUAAGCUAUCUCAAAGAUAUACUGUUAUCCUGACCUUUCCUGUCUUUAUACGACACCAUAAAAUGGUAGGUAAUCCAUAUUGGAUAAAACGAUAACAGGCGCUGUCUUGGCAAACAAAUGCAGUUGAAAAUAUAACCUGUAUAUUACAGAACUGAGAUGUCAAAUUGAAGCUCCCGACGUGGUUAAAUAGAAAAUUCCGUCCGAUCAGAAAGCAUUCCUACUGCUAAGUCACGAAAAGGUGGCACUGCCGGUGUUGGUAACCCUGACUAAAUGUACGUCUAUGAAAUGCAAAUAUUUGAUAUUUUGACACAGACUCUUGGGUAAGAACAAUCCUGAUGCCUCUUGUUAAACCAGUUCAAUAGUGCAUCAUGUAAAAAGGAAAAUAUGUACAGCAUUUAUACUGUUUUUCACUACGCUCAUCAGGAUUGUUUUUUAUCUAAGUGGCUAUGACUGUUCUACCACAGCAGGAAACAUUAGGAGAGUGUUGUGCUGCUGGGAAGCCCACUGCAAGCCCCGGCCUUUAGGGGUCAUGAUGUUCCUUUAGCACACUUUUUAUAUCUCCACGAGUGUUGUACAUGUCUCCAUAUCCCCAAACGCUAUCUAGAUCUGAUGUUUUGCAUCGUCUUUGAAGAAUUCCUGGAUACAUCUAAAAUACAGAGUGGUGUGACCUUGUAACUGUCCUUAAUUUAGUGGUUUAUUUAACUCCGAUGUAGUCAUUUUCUGACACGUCUCUCCUUCAGUCGUUCUGCGGAAAGAAGCCCCUACUCUCAGUUUCUCUAUACAACACUAGUAGUGUUCACAGUGAAUGAUAGUGCUGGCUUAGAGAGAUUUCUAUUUUGAGAUUUUAAAAACAUUUAAUUUCAGUAUUCAUCAUUUCUAUGGUAUCGUUUUUCUUUAUCAUCAUUUCUUAUGGUGAAUGGUCAAACCUACAGUCAGCAUUUCAAUGCACGUCAAGAUGUCCGUAUUGUUCCUUUACAGUUACACAUGAUGUGCUGUUCUGAAGUGACCACAUAUCCUCUUUUUUUUGGACGUAAUGGGUUUUAAAACUACCAUCUUCACUUUCCCUUACACCAUAAAUGCCGUUUAGAGGAAAAAGGCCCAGAAAUUUCACUUUUAUCAUAAUGUGGCCUUAUUUUCAGUUCCGUUGAGAUACUUCUUUAUAUUAUAAUUCUGUGGAAUUGUUUUCCCACUGAAAGGAAUUGCUACAAAUCACUUCUUCUUUAUGGAAGUUGUACAUGACUGGAUUUUUGCGCAAGAGGACUUGACAAAACAGCAUUUUCUGUGCUUUCACUGACAUCUGGUGGUGAUCUGUGUUUCUGUGUUGUUUCAAAUGCUGUGAUCGAAAGCUGAUGACCUGCUCUCUCUUUUUUAAGACUAUUGGCAUUGCUUUUUUGCUUUGCAAUGUUCUGUUCAGCUGCCACCAAAGCCAUAACCAGUCUAUUUGCUUCAUUCAUUUAUUCUUUUUAUUUAUAUCGUAAAUGAAGUGCCCUCCGCUUGCCAGGUCAUAAUGCCCUAAUUCAGAUUAAAGGGAUAGUUUACCCCCCCAAAAAAAUUCUGUCAUAAUUUACUCACCCUCUUGUCAUUUCAAACCUGUAUGACUUUCACUUUUUUUAUUCCACAGAACACAAAAGAAGAUAUUUUGAUUAAAGUUGGUAACCAAACAGCACUGGACCCCUUUCACUUCUGUAUUGUAUGGACACAAAACCAAUGCAAGUGAAUGGGGGCCAGUUAACAACAUUCUUCAAAAUAUCUUCUUUUGUGAAAAAAACCCAUACAGUCAUACAGGUUUGAAAUGACAAGAGGGUGUGAAAACAAUGAGAGAAUUACAAUUUUUGGAUGAACUAUCACGUUAAUAUAAAGGACAUAAACUGAAUUACAAUUUUUUGCCAGUGUUUCUUUGGCCAGUUUGAAAAGCAAUAGCUGUAAAUUUAAUUUGUAAAGGAGGAUCAGGCAUUACUGGUAUCUCCACACCAGGAAUAUAAUCUCAUGCUCAGCUAGAUUGAGGCCUGUUGACAUUUCUUGAUUUCCAAAUAGUGCAGUAAACGUUCCUCCUAACACAGUUGGAUAGUGAAGAUGGUCUCUAAAUUAAGUGGGUACCUUUUUCUGUCUUUUUAUUCUAUGUAUGCUGUAUGUGGCCUUUUGGGCUGAAUAGGAUAAAUUAUUCUAUAAUUUACACAUGAAUAUAUCUAUUUUCAAAGUAUAUAUAUAUGUGCUCAGUCAGUCCUUAAAAGCUAUUUACCAUGAACGUACAUAGGAAUUUUAACCAAUGCUCUUUAAAACACACUUGCCUAUAAACGUCUCCAUGACAUAUAAAGUAUGCUGCUCCAAAUUAUUACUUUAUAUUUGUCAAUGUUAUGAUGAAACUUUAAAGGUAUUGGGGGAAGUUGUAAUGUAAAUUGUAGUAAAAAUAGUGCCUUUAACAUUGAGCUCGUCAUCUUUUAAGUACUGUAUGAAUGGGCGUGGUUGUUUUGUAAAACCAUAUUUCCAUACACAACUGUGUUUGCCUGUUUGAUGGGUCUCUCAGCUGUAAUCGUUCCAUAUUAAAUAACAAUUGUAUAUAUGGACAACAUGAAAGGCAGCGAAGCAUAGGCUUGGAUUAAUCAUAUUCAUGAUUCUCCUCAUUAAUCUGCUUGUACAACGUUGAACUUGGAUAUUUAUUUUGAUUUUUUUCAACAUCUAAAUUAUUUUAUUUACAUAUCUUUUGUUUUCUUUCAAUGAACUACCCUCAUGUACAAAUAAAAUCAUUCUGUUUUUUCCAUUCUGGCUGAAUAUACGGUGGUAAAUUAUUCCUGUAAAAAGUCUGCAGUGUUUGUUUUGUACUUUUAAAUAA
This is a messenger RNA of Triplophysa rosa, 4319 nucleotides long. It is a transcript of the gene mafk, whose product is annotated as v-maf avian musculoaponeurotic fibrosarcoma oncogene homolog K. Gene Ontology annotation, molecular function: RNA polymerase II cis-regulatory region sequence-specific DNA binding; DNA-binding transcription factor activity, RNA polymerase II-specific. Gene Ontology annotation, biological process: regulation of transcription by RNA polymerase II. Gene Ontology annotation, cellular component: nucleus. NCBI's taxonomy places the organism in Eukaryota, Metazoa, Chordata, Actinopteri, Cypriniformes, Nemacheilidae. The coding region runs from base 223 to 693 and encodes 156 amino acids. The record is from RefSeq and is a predicted model, not a curated record. The transcript has 3 exons.